UGGGAAUAUUUCCCACCUUAUUAGGUACACAUUUAUUUGUAUAGCAACUGAAAGUAAAACAGAACGGAGGAGGGGGUGGAGCAUUUGCUGCUGUCACUUGUGCAAACCUUAUCCUAACUUCUGUGUCGUGUCGACUUGCUGCUCAGCACUCCGAGACUGGUCCCAAAAUGUAGUUUCCUGAUCCAGAUGCUGUGCUUCUUCUUCUGAGUGAUGGUCCAGCAGGCAGGAUGCUGGGGACGGCACGGCCAACACAAAACUCUGCUGGAGCAGUGAGCAGGCUGCAGAGUCAGAAAACACACCUGAAAGGUGUUUGUCUGCAGUAUCCGCUGUGUGGGCUUCUGAACAGCCAUUGCUUCUGCCUUUUAAAGAAUGGGAUGGGACUAAUCAUCUUCUUCCUAUGUGCUUAUGUACCAAAGACAGAAGCAAGUCAUUGCAAGUGGGCAGAGGUUCUGAAAGAUUUGGAAAGGAUCAAGUCAUCCAAAGAUAUUGAUGUCAGUUUAUACACUGCAAAUGCAGAUGAGGAUGAAGAAUGCCAAGAACUUGUAAUAAGGUGCUUUUUCUUAGAGACAGAAGUGAUAGUUCAAGAAUGUCGUAUCAAAAAUUGUAGUAAAACACAGGAUGUAUGGAAUAUAUGGAAAAAUGGGAAUGAAAGCUUAAAAAAAAAUAAGUUGACUUCCACAAAAUCAGAAAAAUGCAAAGAAUGUGAAGAAUAUGAAGAAAAAAAUUUUACAGAAUUUAUACAGAAUUUUGUAAAGGUUAUACAGAGAGAUUGCAAACAGUGACCAAAAGAAACAAGCUGAGAAACAAGAUUCUUAUGUUAACACCCUCAGAGAAAUUAGAUUAUCACCAAAAGUAAACCAGAAAAAGAAAAUAAUUUACCAUCCUCUUGGCUAUCUCUAAAUAUACCUGUUUCUGUUGUCAUUUUCAGGUAAACUCAAUUACUUCUUCUACCCAAGAACAAAAGUCAAAAAUUAGAAUAUUUAUGUAAAUACUCUGAAUACAAUGAAUGAAUACUCUGAAUAUAAUGAAAACUCUUCAUUGCCUUUUCCCCCUUUUGUACAAUGCUAGCAUAAGGGCAUUGAGAAUUAUCUCCAGUCUUCUCAGAGAAGGUAAAGCUGGUGCUUGGUUCUACUAUUCAACAUGUUCUGUUCCUUCAUUUGUUACCUCUAAGAUGACUUUAUUAGUUAAUGUAAUUACAACUCCUUUACCAGUUGCCAAAGAUUUCAAUUGAGAUGUCAACCAAAGCAGUGUUAAUUUAAUUCUCUGAAUAAAAGAGUUGCCCAAGUCUCCGACACACUUAAAAAAAUAAAAUUUCUAUGUGGUAGAAAUCUUGCCUGUGAAGUAGGAUUUGUAACUUUAGUCUCCUUUUGGGAAGGAACGCUGAAGACACGAAUCAUUUUGGGCCAAUUAUUGGAAAUCAUAACUAUAUUUCUAAGACUCAGUGCAAUCACCCGUCCUCUGGUAUUUCUGCAAUGC
Molecule: messenger RNA, 1476 nt
Organism: Ficedula albicollis (Collared flycatcher)
Lineage: Eukaryota; Metazoa; Chordata; Aves; Passeriformes; Muscicapidae
Gene: IL15
Product: interleukin 15
Exons: 7
Coding region: 228-782 (184 amino acids)
Biological process (GO): positive regulation of immune response; positive regulation of T cell proliferation; neutrophil activation
Cellular component (GO): extracellular region
Molecular function (GO): cytokine activity; cytokine receptor binding
Source: RefSeq, a predicted model, not a curated record